Molecule: messenger RNA, 606 nt
Organism: Henningerozyma blattae CBS 6284
Lineage: Eukaryota; Fungi; Ascomycota; Saccharomycetes; Saccharomycetales; Saccharomycetaceae
Exons: 1
Coding region: 1-606 (201 amino acids)
Source: RefSeq, a predicted model, not a curated record
AUGUCAAAUAUUAAAUAUCCAGAGCUUCGAUUUCUUGAAGAUGAUCAAUGUAAAAAAGAGGAUAUUUCGUUUCUACAAGAGAUACAAAGAGAAUUACCAAAAUAUUUAAAUGAUAAAAACCCAAUAGCCAUUAUUUCUGUUGAUGAUAAGGGUGAAAUUUAUGUGGAAAAUUUGAACAGCUUCAUUUCAUCUAACGAAGAUAAUGCAUCUAUUUUGAUAGCCCCAGGUUAUGAAAAUAUCCCAGAACAUGUUUCAGAAAUGCCCAAUACUACAUUAGCAAGUUUACAAGGUCGAAAAAUUGUGAUUUUUUUAACCAUCGAAUUUCCAAGCCUUCUUACAAGAAACCUUAAUCUAUAUAAAAUGCCAUAUAUCGAACUAAAAACACCAAGGUACUCAAUUUUGUUUCAAAUUUUUAUUUCAGGGAAAAUGUCGUUAUUAUUGAAGCUUCAAAUAAUUUUAACCUCAAUGAAUUGUUACAGGAAUUACGUAAAAAUACACCUAAAGAAUUUAUAUCACCCGAAUCUUUUGUUAUCUCAUCUUUUAUCUAUUCGUUUCAAUAUUUUGAUCGUGUUUCUGAUACUAAACUACCACUCUAUGAUGAGGUAA